GUAUGGUUAGAGAACCUCGGGGUACUAGAGACGCUGGUCGGUAACCUGGUGGGCGGCGUGCUGGUGCCGGGCGCGGGUGGGCCGCAGGUGCGGUUCAGCAUCGGCGCCGGGGACCGACAGGCGCUGCAGCCGCCCGCCGCGCCGCCCAUGCCUGUCACACACACCGCUGUGUAUAUGCUGCUCAGGUUGCUAGGUAUCCACAACUCAGUAACACUCUGGUGCGCAGUGAUGAGCGAGCACAAAGUCCUGUUAGUCUCCCUCGCAGCUGCCCGCCUCGCUGCCGCGUGUCGAGCGCUCGCUGCCCUUAUGUUCCCGUUCCGAUAUGCACAUGUUUACAUUCCACUACUGCCUGCGGGGUUAGCAGAGGUCCUCGCGACACCAACGCCGUUCCUGAUCGGAGUGCAUUCUAGUUUGAAGGAAGAGGUUUCGGAACUGUUGGACGUUAUAGUAGCAGAUUUAGACGUAGGCUCCCUCCACAUCCCAGCCGGGGUGAACAUCCCCCGUCCAGAAGGGAAGCUCCUGUCCUCACUACAAGAAGCCCUAGCGCUGGUCCUGCAGCCGGAGCUCCGGUCCGCGGACUCGGCCUUCGCCCCACCACCGCCGGCGUCUUCGCCCCCGCACAUGUUGGAUAAGGAGAUCAGAGCUGUUUUUAUGAGGACUUUGGCGAAACUGUUGCAGGGUUACAGGCACUGCCUCACAAUCAUCCGUAUUCACCCGUCCCCCGUGCUAACUUUCCACAAGAUGGGUUUCCUAGGAGCCCGCGGUCUUUCUCAAUGUCAGUUUGCAGUCAGGCUGCUAGAUUCCAUGUUCUUUAAUGGCUUGGUGGCUGAAAGGGGACCACCUUGGAGGGCAACUGACAUAUGGGACGAGUUAGUGCAAAACCUUCCAGAACAACAGCGAUUAGAGUCUUUAAAUCCAGAGUUGGAGUUGCAGCAUUUACAAGACUUAGCAAUGCAGUUGCAUCUCAACGAAAAUCCAAAUCCACAGGCAUUCCAGCAGCGCAUCCUGCGUCCCCCGGAGGGAGCAUCCUCCCGCAUCCACCAGCCGCCGCUGCCGCCGCUCGACGCCGCCCGCGUCAGAGACGUCAUGCGGGAGGUGGCGCAGAGGAGUGCCAGCAACCCCAAGUAUGUGGAUGAUGUUCCCCUGUCAGGCUACCAGCAGCGCAUCCUGCGUCCCCCGGAGGGAGCAUCCUCCCGCAUCCACCAGCCGCCGCUGCCGCCGCUCGACGCCGCCCGCGUCAGAGACGUCAUGCGGGAGGUGGCGCAGAGGAGUGCCAGCAACCCCAAGUAUGUGGAUGAUGUUCCCCUGUCAGGCUACCAGCAGCGCAUCCUGCGUCCCCCGGAGGGAGCAUCCUCCCGCAUCCACCAGCCGCCGCUGCCGCCGCUCGACGCCGCCCGCGUCAGAGACGUCAUGCGGGAGGUGGCGCAGAGGAGUGCCAGCAACCCCAAGUAUGUGGAUGAUGUUCCCCUGUCAGGCUACCAGCAGCGCAUCCUGCGUCCCCGGAGGCAUCCUCCCGCAUCCACCAGCCGCCGCUGCCGCCGCUCGACGCCGCCCGCGUCAGAGACGUCAUGCUACCAGCAGCGCAUCCUGCGUCCCCGGAGGGCAUCCUCCCGCAUCCACCAGCCGCCGCUGCCGCCGCUCGACGCCGCCCGCGUCAGAGACGUCAUGCGGGAGGUGGCGCAGAGGAGUGCCAGCAACCCCAAGUAUGUGGAUGAUGUUCCCCUGUCAGGCUACCAGCAGCGCAUCCUGCGUCCCCCGGAGGGAGCAUCCUCCCGCAUCCACCAGCCGCCGCUGCCGCCGCUCGACGCCGCCCGCGUCAGAGACGUCAUGCGGGAGGUGGCGCAGAGGAGUGCCAGCAACCCCAAGUAUGUGGAUGAUGUUCCCCUGUCAGGCUACCAGCAGCGCAUCCUGCGUCCCCGGAGGGCAUCCUCCCGCAUCCACCAGCCGCCGCUGCCGCCGCUCGACGCCGCCCGCGUCAGAGACGUCAUGCGGGAGGUGGCGCAGAGGAGUGCCAGCAACCCCAAGUAUGUGGAUGAUGUUCCCCUGUCAGGCUACCAGCAGCGCAUCCUGCGUCCCCCGGAGGGAGCAUCCUCCCGCAUCCACCAGCCGCCGCUGCCGCCGCUCGACGCCGCCCGCGUCAGAGACGUCAUGCGGGAGGUGGCGCAGAGGAGUGCCAGCAACCCCAAGUAUGUGGAUGAUGUUCCCCUGUCAGGCUACCAGCAGCGCAUCCUGCGUCCCCCGGAGGGAGCAUCCUCCCGCAUCCACCAGCCGCCGCUGCCGCCGCUCGACGCCGCCCGCGUCAGAGACGUCAUGCGGGAGGUGGCGCAGAGGAGUGCCAGCAACCCCAAGUAUGUGGAUGAUGUUCCCCUGUCAGGCUACCAGCAGCGCAUCCUGCGUCCCCCGGAGGGAGCAUCCUCCCGCAUCCACCAGCCGCCGCUGCCGCCGCUCGACGCCGCCCGCGUCAGAGACGUCAUGCGGGAGGUGGCGCAGAGGAGUGCCAGCAACCCCAAGUAUGUGGAUGAUGUUCCCCUGUCAGGCUACCAGCAGCGCAUCCUGCGUCCCCGGAGAGCAUCCUCCCGCAUCCACCAGCCGCCGCUGCCGCCGCUCGACGCCGCCCGCGUCAGAGACGUCAUGCGGGAGGUGGCGCAGAGGAGUGCCAGCAACCCCAAGUAUGUGGAUGAUGUUCCCCUGUCAGGCUACCAGCAGCGCAUCCUGCGUCCCCCGGAGGGAGCAUCCUCCCGCAUCCACCAGCCGCCGCUGCCGCCGCUCGACGCCGCCCGCGUCAGAGACGUCAUGCGGGAGGUGGCGCAGAGGAGUGCCAGCAACCCCAAGUUGACAGCACUCCGUCCGCCACAAGCCCGCAUAGUGCCGCCGGCGGCGCCGCCCUCCGGCGCUUCCGACUACGGACACCUAUUGCUAACCAACUCAGCCAGGAGAUUAGAGGUUCUUCGGUCAUGCAUAGCAGCGAUAUUCGAGUGCCGCUACGCGGACGCGCGCAAGUCCCUCCCGGGCGUGGUGCGGGCGCUGCGGGCGGCGGGCGCCCGCGCCGCGCUGGUGCGGGACCUGGCGGCGCGGCUGCCCAGCAACAAGCAUCUGCUGCAGCACCAUCAGUUCGAGCUCGUCGUCAGGCUAAUGAACUGCGCCUUACAAUCAGCCACUGCGUUGGAUGAGCAUACCAUCGCGGCGGCCAUGUUGCCUCUUGCCACCGCUUACUGUAGAAAGCUCUGCACUGGGGUCAUACAAUAUGCUUAUAUGUGUAUACAGGAACACCCAGUAUGGACAAGCCAGCAGUUUUGGGAGGCGGCUUUCUACCAGGACGUACAAAGGGACAUCAAAGCUCUCUAUCUUCCCAACCCUUCACAUCACCAGAGAGUGCCAAGUCCUAGGGACGACGAAGAGUACAUAUCUUUAUUAAAAGCACAAGAACCGAGCGCGUUGGAGAUCGCCGCUGAACAAAUGAGAUUAUGGCCCAGCUUAUCACCAGAAAAACAACGCGAGCUUAUAGCAAGCGAAGAAUCAACACUAUACAGCCAAGCGAUUCACUAUGCGAACCGCAUGGUGUACCUUCUACUGCCGCUAGAGGGCGCCGGCAGACGAGCCGAUGUUAGAGGCGAGGAAACCGACAGGCAGAGCAAUAGUAUUACUAAUAGCAGGCUUAUAGCAAGCGAAGAGUCAACGUUAUACAGCCAAGCGAUUCACUACGCGAACCGCAUGGUGUACCUUCUACUGCCGCUAGAGGGCGCCGGCAGACGCGCCGAUGUUAGAGGCGAGGAAACCGACAGGCAGAGCAAUAGUAUUACUAAUAGUGUGGCGGAAUCGGAUAGCGUGGACGCGGAAUCAGGUUUCGAGGAGGCAGACCCUGGUGAGGCUGGCAACAACGUCAUCAAGAUGGUCUCCAGAUUCGUUGACAAGGUGUGCACAGAAGGAGGUGUUACGGCAGAACACGUGCGCUGCUUACAUCAGAUGAUCCCGGGCGUAGUACAUAUGCAUCUAGAAACGCUCGACGCAGUGGCACGGGAAAGUCGACGAUUACCACCCGUGCAGAAGCCUCGAAUAGUAGCACCAGCAUUAGUACCAGGAGAGACAGUAUCAGUGCCGGCGUUACGCGCGUACCUCGUGUGCGACGGACGCAGUACUGCGCUGUUACCCGCAGAGGGAGCCUUGUUCCUCACUAACUAUCGACUCGUGUUUAAGGGCACACCUACAGACCCUUACGCAUGCGAACAGACAGUGGUACGCUCGUUCCCGUUAUGUUCGCUGACGCGCGAGAAGGCAGUCCGCACACACUACCUCCCGCAUCUAGAACAAUCUCUACAAGAGGGCUUGCAGUUGAGAUCUGCUACAUUCCAGCUGAUUAAGGUGGCUUUAGACGAGGAGGUGAGCAGCGAGGCAGUAGAAGCAUUCCGCAAGCAGGUGGCUCGACUCCGUCACCCCGAGCACGUGCUGUUACACUUCGCGCUCGCGCCGCGCUCGCAGCCGCCGCCCAAACACUCGCAGCCUAAGCAUCAUACGCUCAAGGGUUUCGCCAAAAAAACCCUCCUAAAAACAGCCCGCCGCGCAGGCCUGAAACCCAAGCCGUCCAAACGUCAGAAGUACGUGCUGCCGUCAGCUGACGCGCGGUCGUUGACCUCGCCGCCGCUCAUGUCGUCGCUGUCGGCCGACACGCUGUCCUGUGAGUCGCUUUAUACAAUGGAAGAGCUAGAAUUAGGAGGCAGUGAGACAACAGAGAGUCCGGCGGCGCGUACACUAGAACGCGUACGGGAACGCGUGUACGCGAGGGACUGGGCGCGGCUGGGGCUGGCGCAGCCGCCCUUCAGGCUCGCACACGCCAACGCUGUCUACACCUUGUGUAGGAGACUUGUGCGUACAGUGGAACGCGUACGGGAACGCGUGUACGCGAGGGACUGGGCGCGGCUGGGGCUGGCGCAGCCGCCCUUCAGGCUCGCACACGCCAACGCUGUCUACACCUUGUGUAGGAGUUACCCAGCAGUAAUCCCAGUACCAGAGAGCUUCGGCGACGACUCGUUACGUCGCAUCUCUCGGUGCUACCGACAAGGACGACUGCCCGUCAUCACUUGGAGACAUCCGAGGACACAUGCUUUGUUGGCUAGAUCAGCAGCCCCCCACCACAAAGGCGUGAUGGGAAUGCUGAAGGCAAGUCACCAGACGCCCGGCAAUGCGCAAAGCGGUACCGAAACUACAUCCAGUUUAGAACAGGAACGUUACCUAGCAACGCUAGUGGCUUGCACCCCAGCGUCGCGUGGUGACCUGGAAGACUCGAGUUUGAGUCUAGACUCAUUACUGCUCUGCUGUGAGGAUCAACAGGCUACACAUACGCCGCUGUUGACUAAGGCUGCUGGGACUCUGGGCGUGUUGGGUCGCAACAGCGGCGGCAAGGGAGGCGCCAGCACCUCGUCCCGCCACUUCGGGCGCUGGGGGUCGCUCAAGGACCGGCGCCAGGCCUCGCACCUCGACCUGUACGCGCCCCGCCAGAGACUGUCCACUGCUGACGCGGACUCGGUAUGUGGCGAAGGCACGGGUCGGCGGGCGGCGCUGUACGUGGUGUGCGAGAAGGGCGGCGCGGCGCUGAGCUGCGCGGGCGCGGAGCUGGUGCCGGCCGAGUACCCCGACGCGCGCGCCACCAAGCACGCCUUCAAGAAGCUCAUGCGCGCCGCCGUGCCCUCCGCGCCCGCGGCCCCUGACCCGCCCGGCUUCCUCAGGUUAAUAGAAGAGUCAGGCUGGCUGUGGCAGCUGCGACAGUUAUUCCAGCUGUCUGGAGCUGUAGUGGAUUUACUAGACAUACAGGGAUCUUCCGUACUCCUGUCUUUGGAAGAUGGAUGGGACGCCACUACACAGAUAUCAUCACUCGCCCAGAUCUGCCUCGAACCUUACUACCGAACGUUAGAAGGUUUCCGUAUCCUCGUGGAGAAGGAGUGGCUGGCUCUAGGGCACAAGUUCCAGCAGCGCUCCAAUAUAGGAGCCACGCCGCAGCAGGGCUUCACGCCUACUUUCUUGAUGUUCCUCGAUGCUGUACAUCAGCUACAAAAACAAUUCCCCCUGGCCUUCGAGUUCAACGAGUACUACCUACGAUUUGUAGCUUACCACGCAGUAUCGUGUCGGUUCAGAACAUUCCUUCUAGACAAUGAGGCACAAAGAGCUGAGCUCGGGAUCACUGCUGCCGACGAUAGGCGAGCUGAUACUAACAGGAUGGUGUACUUGUACGAGGCGGGCGGCGAGGCGGGCGCGGGGUCGGAGGAGGAGGGCGCGGGCGGCAGCGCGGGCCGGGCGCCGUCGCUCGGACACUCGCUGUUCGACUACAUCGACCGACACCACCAGAAGUCGCCCAUCUUCUACAACUUCCUGUACACGCCUGAUCUGGAUAACCCUGUCCUCCGCCCAGUAUCCUCAAUCAGUGCCCUAGAAGUAUGGCAGUACUACACCAGCGAGGAGUUAUCACACGGAGCGCCUUACGACCUGGAAGUGUUAGCGCCGGCCGAGCCUGACCGGCAGCCGCAGCGGAGAGUUGUUACUGCUGGCUACGACAGCAUAGCCCGCAGCAUGCCGGACUCGUUCUCGGGCCUGCUGGAGCGCAUCCGCCAGCUGGAGCUGGAGCUGGGCCACCUGCCGCAGAAGUGGCGCGUGAGGUGGGACCAGCUCGAGCUGCCCAACACCUUGGAGCUGCAGCGCAACUCAUCAAUGUCGUCCGGCGUGGUCCGCCGAGCCACCCUGGCGUGGCACAAGCGCGGCACGCUGGAGGUGCUGGUGCGGGGCCGCCUGGCCGCCGCGCCCCCCCCGCCCGCGCCCGCGCACCGCUGGGCCCCCGCGCCCGCCGCCGCGCCCGCCCGCUGCGACCACUGCCAGGACCUGCUGUGGGGCCCGCUCAAGACUGGCGUCCGUUGCGUGGACUGCGGCGCGAUGUGCCACGAGCGCUGCGCGGAGUCGUGGGCGCCGCCCUGCACCAAGUACAAGGCGCCGCCGCCCCCAGACGCCGACCAGCACCGACCGCCGCUCUCCGCCGGAGUGUCAACACUGCAGUCGUCAUCGCAGCAGUAUUACGAGCAGUUCUCGUCGAACGUGGCGGAGAACAGGACGCACGAGGGACAUCUGUACAAGCGAGGCGCAUUGCUUAAAGGAUGGAAACAACGUUGGUUCGUGUUGGACUCCAUUAAACAUCAGCUGCGAUACUAUGACGCGAUGGAAGACUCGCAUUGCAAAGGAUUUAUAGAUCUAGCGGAGGUGAUCACGGUGACACAAGCGGCGCCCGCGCCGGGUCCGCCCAAGAAAUGUGACGAUAGAUCAUUCUUUGACUUACGUACAAGCAGACGUACAUACAACUUUUGCGCGAGCGACGCGAACGCUGCGCAGGAGUGGAUAGAGAAGUUGCAAGCUUGUCUACAGUGAACACUGCCCAAUGUCCCGACACUAGGGCUGACACUCCGACACACUUGUCGACAUCGACAAAAACUGAGGUAUAUCUGUCGAUAGAUAUAGCGCCAGUGACGAUGGCUCUCGAUACCGACGACUCGAUACAGCUUAUCGAUGAUUGAGACCUUAAUCCAUCAUGUCUAAGACUUGAUAUAAAUGUUAUUACAAGACUAUUAUUUUUGUUUUAUUAUAUAUUUAUUACUAUUAGAUAUUAUUGGUCACAAGAUUGUAACUUGUGGCUUUAGGCAAGGUUAUACACAGUUAUUAUCUCGGUUAUAUGAAGUUUAUCGCGCUAACCCGGAAGAAGCAAAAAGCUUUGAAAUGUUUAAACUUGGAUGUGUAGGGGCUUUGAUCUCGAUGCGGUAUUCAACAAGAACAUAUGGAAUUGUUUUUGUGAGAGCAAAAGUACUUAGUGAAAUGUUUGCAUUCUUAUAUUAUUUUUUUAUUGGUGCAUUUUGGUACAUAAGACUUUAUAGUACAUAGCUGAUUUAGCACGGUUGUUAUUCAUUCCCUUUUAAGUAAUAAUUCAUUUACAAAAAAUUACCCCCUUUUUUAUCGGGGGAUAAAAAAUUUUAAUAGUAAAAUACUCAAAAAAAUAUUCGGCCAAAAUAUUUUCUCACAAAAACAAUUCACCUAAACAUAGUAUAAUAUGAAAGUAUUUAUAAUAAUGAUUAAUAUUGAUAAUGAAUUAGUGUCGUACGUAUGUUUCCCGUUUGUAAAUAUAUCGAUGACUGUUGUGUAAAGUUCUGUUCCCGUAUGUUAUGUUGUUAGUUCACUUAGAUGUUAUAUUUGUAUUGCUUUUUUAUACAAGGGGCUCGAUUGGAACUUGGUGUUUUGUAAAAUCGAUUCUAUUUCCUUUGUAAUAAGACAGAUAUUCACUUGAAUGUAACGUCAUAAAUCCAAGUACAUUUUUUUACAUAGAAUUGCCAUAUACCGAAUAUAUGCGUACAGAAUAAAGUGCUAAAAAUAUCGAUAAACGCCAAGUUCUAAAGCUCGCGGAGCCACCCUCAUAUUAUUAUAGUUAUUAUAAAAUCGACGUACGAUGCGACAAAAGUUUGUUAAAGCAUUCGGUUUUACUCCUACAACUUAUCUCAAAAGUUCAUCAAAAACUUACAUGAGUAAUGUCGAUAAUGUUGACAAACUUUUGCUGCUUACCGUACACACAUUGAUAGACAAGUAGAACGCUAUAUUUAGUUCACAUAAUAUAAUAUUCCUUGUAAAGAGAUAUUAUUUAACGUUCAGGAAUCUCCACUGAGCCACAACUUGUUACAUACUCAUUUUUGUAUGAUUUGUAAAUAAGUACACGUUUUUUGUUUCACAUAUCAGGGGAGGGGGACAACCCCUAUUUAUGUACAUACAUACAUAUUAGCUCAUGUAAAUAUUAAUGUUAUUUUUUCUGUAAUUGCAUUUAAUAUCACGUGGUUAUGAAUGUGCGCGCAAGUUUUGGUCCCGUUUUGAUAUUGCAUCGAUACAUACAAGUCCUAAAAAUACAUAUCGGAAAGAAAAAUAAAAAACUGUUGUUCAAGAUUUUGUAUUUCAGAAAUUAAACUUACCACAAUCCUAUUCAAUAAAUUAAAUAUUUCCAAAUUGCCCUGUAUCGAUGCAACAAAGGAUCAAAUUUCAUAUAAAUAAGCGCAGAGAUUAUUUGUGCCAAAAAUGCACAAAGUGCACAGACGCGUUGCUCAGUUUGUCUUAACGUACGAUAAGUCGUACGACUUUGUCGCACGAUUUAGUCGCAGUACCGAUAUAAGCUUUACUGAGCGGCGUUAGCAAUAUAGUUUGCCUUACUUUGCGAAGUGUUAUUAACUGUUCUUUGGGCUAUAGACGACUAUGGAGUGGUUUACAAAUAACAUUUUAUUAUUUUCAAGUAUUGUCAUACAAGAAAAUAUUGAUUCGGUUAAUUAUCCUUUAUAGGAAAAUAUUUUUCAACUAUACCAUGUAUUAGAAAACGAAGCAUAAUUUUUAACCGACUACCAAAAAGGAGGUGUUUAUUAUAUUAUUGUAUCAAAAUGACUGAGUUACUGAAAACAGCCACUUCACAGUCGUCACAAGGACAGUAUGUAGUAGUGUUUAGCUUGGCUUAGACGGAUGUAACCUCGAGAUGUGAGCAUACAGCCUACUGCUGUACGUUACUGUUCGUAUGAAAAUAUACUGUAUUCAUGUAUAUUACUGCAUUUAUGUAUUGUUACGAAAAAAUAGUAUUUUAUAUAUUAUGACUGACAUUUUUCGUUUAUCGAAAAUUCCCAUUACACUGUAUGAUUUGGAAAGGAUUUUGGUGUUUGUAAAUGUGAUGUUUUUAGUGAAAAUGUACGGCAGUAGGCUAACAAUAAAUAUUGGACAGUGCACUUGCGUUCCAUCAAAUAAAGAGAUUUUUAAAAUUGUC
Messenger RNA from Helicoverpa armigera (cotton bollworm), 9808 nucleotides. RefSeq names its product myotubularin-related protein 5 (gene Sbf). Bases 148 to 7401 code for a protein of 2417 amino acids. The transcript has 39 exons. Gene Ontology annotation, cellular component: membrane; cytoplasm. NCBI's taxonomy places the organism in Eukaryota, Metazoa, Arthropoda, Insecta, Lepidoptera, Noctuidae. Gene Ontology annotation, molecular function: guanyl-nucleotide exchange factor activity. The record is from RefSeq and is a predicted model, not a curated record.